UCCCUCGUAGGCUGCUCGCAGUCACCUGACUGGAUGACAUCACUAAGGUGUCAAAACAGCCGUUUGCAGUGCAGGGUAUGGCUGUGAGGAAGACGGUCCUACUGAGAGACUCUACGCACCACUCCUGCUGACACUGUUGCACGUUUAUUCUCUAACCUCUGAUUUCCGGCCAUGACUUUGAGGCUUUCACCGUUUCUGCUGUUCCUCCUCUUGUGUUGCGUGCAGAUAUGCGUGUCGCAGGAAGAUAAUCUUAGAGGUUUCACUGGUACAGAGACCAAGGAUGGGAUCUGGCUUAGCCCACAUGUCAAAAAAGUCCUGAGCAGCCGCCUCACUACUGUCUUCCUCCCAGUCAUCUACAUCAUCGUGUUUGUGGUUGGGCUGCCCACAAACGGCUUGGCGAUAUGGGUGUUCCUGUUCAGGACCAAAAAGAAGCAUCCAUCAUCCAUCUACAUGGCUAACUUAGCCCUGGCUGACCUCCUCUUCAUCAUCUGGAUCCCUUUAAAAAUAGCGUACCACUUUAAUGGAAACGAUUGGAUCUACGGCGACGGCCUGUGCAAGGUGCUGGUGGCGUUUUUUUACGGCAACAUGUACUGCUCCAUCGCCUUCAUUUCCUGUAUCAGCGUGCAGCGCUACUGGGCCGUGGUCAGCCCGCUCUCCCAGCGACAGAGGGACAACUGCACAGCCGUGGGCGUGUCCGUGGCAAUCUGGGUGGUGGUCUGGCUCGUCACAAUCCCCCUCUACCUCUACGACCAAGAGGUCAAAGUCGCAAACAUGAACAUUCGCACCUGCCACGACAUCACCAGGCCAAGCCAGAUAAAAAUCGCAGCAGGCUACUUCCUGGCGAUGGGAAUUCUGGGAUUUGUGGUCCCGACCGUGGUGUGCAUCAUCUCCUACGUGCUCAUGCUGAAGGCGCUCAGGAACAGCAUGACGGACCCCACCAUCGCAAAGAGGAGGAGAAAAGCGGUGGUCUUGAUUAUCACAGUGCUGGUGAUGUUUCUAGUGUGCUUCACCCCCAGUAACAUCAUGCUGCUAGUGCACUACAUCCUCCUACUGGGUGAAGCGGAGAAAAACCAGUACGGGUUUUACAUCACCACCCUGUGCCUAGCCAGCCUCAACAGCUGCUUUGACCCUUUUAUUUACUACUUCAUCUCUGAGGACUUCAGGGAGCACGUGAAGAACACAUUCCUGUGCAGGAGCGAGAGGACUGUGGAGAGGAUGAGGGUCUCCUUCAGCGCUCUGAAGUACUCCAGGAAGACCAACACGUAUUCCUCAUCAGGGAACACUCAGAGCACGGACUGCUAGUGGAUUUUAAAGGGUAACUCCAGGGUUUUAAAGCUGGGCUAAAAAACACUCACAGCCAGGUACUUGACAGACUCAGAUUGUAACUUCAAGCCCUUGACAUGAUUACCAUAUGGAUCCUUUAGUGGGUAUACCUCUGAGUUCAAGAGUUUAACAAGUUUUGUGAAGCCAUAAAAACAACAUUUAUCACUUUUUUAUAGGCACCUGACUUCAUUGACAAAAAGGGGAGGGCCAAAGACUCCACAUAUAACACGCUCUGACCUUUUCAAGUGUUUUAUAAAAUCCCUGAAUGGAUUGCUUAUGAGGUAGACCUUUUUUCAGGAGUAAAAUCCUUCAUUUGAAUCACUUUUUUUCAAAGCCAUCAGACUCCAUUGACAAAAACAGUUAUUUAGACUCACAGAGUGUAGGGGCUGCGUGUCUACGACUAACUUUCUUGCAUAGUUGUGUCUAAACUAAACAAGGUGAUUUAGCUGAGGUAAACAUUUAGAGUGUAAGGAAACAACCAUAUAGAGGCAAAAGUGCAAAAGCAAGUUCUUUGACAUGCACUUUAAAGUCCCUCCUUUUGUAAAUGGAGUCUGGUUGAUAUAUUUUGGUUUAAAAAGUGACAUGGAUUUAACCAAACUGUGCAUUUGGAACCUUUUUGUAAUGCAGCUGAGGCUUUAAAAUACGUCUAAAUGGAGCCCAUUGGUUUAAAGAUAACAGCCUUUAAAUGUGAAGAUGAGAUAAGCACAUUUGUUGACAUAAAAGUAAACAGUUUUGGGAUUGCUCAAGUGCAUAAAUCACUGAAGUCAGCAGCUGCAAUCUGAUCCCUGCAUGCAAAACUCCCUGAUCAAAAUCUGUCCAUUAAAAGUGUUUUUUUUUUUCCACUCAAAGGCUCAGUGACAACAUCGUGGACACCUUAAGAUCUUUACUUUAAGUGUGCUGCUCUCUUCAAAGCCGUCAGACUGCUUAAACAAAAUCUAUCAUUAGACCUCGCAGAACAUUGGAGAUGUUGGUGUGAGUGUUUUUGUGUUCUUGGCGGUUGUAGGUGGGGCGGUUCUUGUGUUUGGUCUGAACAAACAUUUGAAGCACUCAUGACACACAAUAACACACACUCACAACAAAGCAGCAGUAGAGCGAAGUGAAGUGAAGGAAAAAGACAAAAGAAAAGGAUAAAAACUAUAACAUCAUCCUCUUCUAUGGAAAGGAGUCAAAGAGUUAAUUUAUAAAUCUGAGCAUGUCAUAGGGAAAACAAGCACUUUACUGACAAUCACAGACCUUAUUGUUCCUCUUUUUAUGAGCCGCUCUGAUCUGAAAUAUGCAAAGAUAUACUCCAGAUUUAAAAAUACUACAAUCCCCUUUAACAUGAUCAUUGAACUCACCUCGGGUACAAACACAAACUUUCUUUCUGGAUCUGCUGUGAGGAAAUGGAGCAUAGCCAUCGCUGAUCUCCUUCAAGCUUCAAGCUGUCUGAGUUACUGUGUUUUUAUUUUUGUACAUACAUGUUUAUUUUUUUAUAUCUUUGUUCAUAAAACUUGAAUGCACAAAGCUUGACUUGAUGCCACUGGGAUAUGAUUGUUUUCCUUUAAGCGUUUUUUAACAUGUAAUCUUUUAAUCCACGCUGCUUAUUGAAAUAAAUUCUGACGGAUGAUUUGAUGAUGUGCCAGAAGUCUCUACAACUCAACACGGCACAUUCUUCAUGUUGCAUCAUGGAAGUACAAGCUCUUCAUGUGUAUUUAUCUGGAAUGUGUUUUUUCUUUAAGUUAUUUUAACUUGUAGAUUUAGGUUUUUAUCUUUGUCAAUAAAGAGUUUAAAUCAAACUGA
Molecule: messenger RNA, 3102 nt
Organism: Notolabrus celidotus (New Zealand spotty)
Lineage: Eukaryota; Metazoa; Chordata; Actinopteri; Labriformes; Labridae
Product: proteinase-activated receptor 2-like
Exons: 2
Coding region: 172-1302 (376 amino acids)
Biological process (GO): thrombin-activated receptor signaling pathway; positive regulation of Rho protein signal transduction; blood coagulation
Cellular component (GO): membrane
Molecular function (GO): thrombin-activated receptor activity
Source: RefSeq, a predicted model, not a curated record